This is a messenger RNA of Trichosurus vulpecula (common brushtail), 869 nucleotides long. Its product is annotated as phosphatidylethanolamine-binding protein 1-like. The transcript has a single exon. The coding region runs from base 37 to 600 and encodes 187 amino acids. The record is from RefSeq and is a predicted model, not a curated record. Gene Ontology annotation, biological process: negative regulation of MAPK cascade. Lineage: Eukaryota; Metazoa; Chordata; Mammalia; Diprotodontia; Phalangeridae.
AGCUGCGUCUGCUGUAGCCGCCCCCUCCUGUAAGCCAUGCCGGUGCACCUGAGCCUGUGGACCGGGCCCUUGAGCCUGCGGGAGGUGGGGGAGAAGCCGCAGCACCCUCUCAGCGUCAAGUACGCUGACUGCGAGAUCCUCGAGCUGGGCCAAGUGCUGACGCCCACGCAGGUGAAGGGCCAUCCAGUCAGCAUUGGAUGGCAGGGCUGCGACUCCUCCAAGCUCUACACUCUGGUCCUCACAGACCCAGAUGCUCCCAGCAGGAAGGACCCCAAAUUCCGGGAGUGGCACCACUUCUUGGUGGUCAACAUGAAAGGCAGUGAUGUCAGCAGCGGCGAGGUCCUCUCGGAUUAUGUGGGCUCCGGCCCACCCAAGGGAACAGGUCUUCACCGCUAUGUGUGGCUGAUUUAUGAGCAGAAUGGGCCACUCAAAUGCGACGAACAUGUCCUGAGCAACCGUUCCGGGGACCACCGGGGCAAAUUCAAGGUGGCUGCCUUCCGUGGCAAGUACAAGCUCGGGUCCCCAGUCGCUGGUACGUGCUACCAGGCUGAAUGGGACGAUUAUGUGCCCCGGCUCUACGAGCAGCUGGCCGGGAAGUAGGCCCUGUCAUCACGUGACCCCUCCCCAGGCAGUGGCUGUGUGAGCAAGCACCCCUCCCUCUUAUUCUCACAGGUUUGACUUGUUCAGUCCCCAACUUGCAUGGAGUCUUUUCCUUCUGAUGGGGGGAGGGGUCCCUGGGUGGAGGAUAUGGGAACUUGCUGGCUUGGGUGGGGAGGGGAAUCAAGAUGUUAGUAAAAGUCGUGAUUUGAUUCCUAGCGUCCUAGUGGAGAAAUAAAAAUAGUCUGUAAAGAUGCUGUUAGCUGAGCAGA